UCGCCGCCGUGCCCGCGAGCGGGAGUCGGAGUCGCCGCCGCCCGAGCGCAGCCGAGCGCACGCCGAGCCGGAUCGCCGCCGCCAUGGCCACCACGGUGACCUGCACCCGUUUCACCGACGAGUACCAGCUAUACGAGGAUAUUGGCAAGGGAGCUUUCUCUGUGGUCCGACGCUGUGUCAAGCUCUGUACCGGCCAUGAAUAUGCAGCGAAGAUCAUUAAUACCAAGAAGCUGUCAGCCAGAGAUCACCAGAAGCUGGAGAGAGAGGCUCGGAUCUGCCGCCUGCUGAAGCAUUCCAACAUUGUGCGUCUCCACGACAGCAUCUCAGAAGAAGGCUUCCAUUACCUGGUCUUCGAUCUGGUCACUGGCGGGGAGCUCUUUGAAGACAUCGUGGCAAGAGAGUACUACAGCGAGGCUGACGCCAGUCACUGCAUUCAGCAGAUCCUGGAGGCUGUUCUCCACUGUCACCAGAUGGGGGUCGUCCACAGAGACCUCAAGCCCGAGAACCUGCUUCUGGCCAGCAAGUGCAAGGGGGCUGCAGUGAAGCUGGCGGACUUCGGCCUGGCCAUCGAGGUGCAGGGAGACCAGCAGGCGUGGUUCGGAUUCGCGGGAACGCCGGGCUACCUGUCUCCUGAGGUCCUUCGGAAGGAGGCGUAUGGCAAACCUGUGGACAUCUGGGCAUGUGGGGUGAUCCUGUACAUCCUGCUGGUGGGCUACCCACCUUUCUGGGAUGAGGACCAGCACAAGCUGUACCAGCAGAUCAAGGCUGGGGCCUACGAUUUCCCAUCCCCCGAAUGGGACACCGUUACUCCUGAAGCCAAAAACCUCAUCAACCAGAUGUUGACCAUCAACCCUGCUAAGCGCAUCACGGCCCAUGAGGCCCUGAAGCAUCCAUGGGUCUGCCAACGCUCCACAGUGGCCUCUAUGAUGCACAGACAGGAGACCGUGGAGUGCCUGAAGAAGUUCAACGCCAGGAGGAAGCUCAAGGGAGCCAUCCUCACCACUAUGUUGGCCACACGGAACUUCUCAGUGGGCAGACAGACCACCGCUCCGGCCACAAUGUCCACCGCGGCCUCCGGCACCACCAUGGGGCUGGUGGAACAAGCCAAGAGUUUACUCAACAAGAAAGCAGAUGGAGUCAAGCCACAGACAAACAGCACCAAAAACAGCUCGGCCAUCACCAGCCCCAAAGGAUCCCUCCCUCCUGCUGCCCUGGAGCCUCAAACCACCGUUAUCCAUAACCCAGUGGACGGGAUUAAGGAGUCUUCUGACAGCACCAACACGACCAUAGAGGACGAAGAUGCCAAAGCCCCCAGGGUCCCUGAUGUCCUGAGCUUGGUGAGGAGGGGCUCAGGAGCCCCAGAAGCCGAGGGCCCCCUAUCCUGCCCAUCUCCAGUUCCCAUUAGCCCCCUUCCAGCCCCGUCUCCCAGGAUCUCUGACAUCCUGAACUCGGUGAGAAGGGGCUGUGGAACCCCGGAAGCCGAGGGACCCCUAUCAGUGGGGCCCCCACCCUGCUUGUCUCCGGGUCUCCUAGGCCCCCUGCCCGCCCCGUCCCCCAGGAUCUCUGACAUCCUCAACUCAGUGAGGCGGGGCUCAGGGACCCCAGAAGCUGAGGGCCUCCCACCAGUGGGCCCCCCACCCUGCCCAUCUCCGACUCUCCCCGGCCCCUUGCCCACCCCAUCCCGGAAGCAGGAGAUCAUCAAGACCACAGAGCAGCUCAUUGAGGCAGUCAACAACGGCGACUUUGAGGCCUAUGCGAAAAUCUGUGACCCAGGCCUGACCUCAUUUGAGCCUGAAGCUCUGGGCAACCUGGUCGAAGGGAUGGAUUUCCACAGAUUCUACUUCGAGAACCUGCUGGCCAAGAACAGCAAGCCGAUCCACACCACCAUCCUGAACCCGCACGUGCACGUCAUUGGCGAGGACGCAGCCUGCAUCGCCUACAUCCGCCUCACACAGUACAUUGAUGGCCAGGGCCGGCCCCGUACCAGCCAGUCCGAGGAGACCCGCGUGUGGCACCGCCGCGAUGGCAAGUGGCAGAAUGUACAUUUCCACUGCUCGGGCGCUCCCGUGGCCCCGCUGCAGUGAGGGCUGCGCCUGGUUUCACCGGACAGAGUUGGUGUUUGGAGCCCAGCCGCCCUCGGGGCACGGCCUGCCUGUCGCAUGUUUGUGUCUGCCUCGUCCCCUCCCCUGGUGCCUGUGUCUGCAGAAAAACAAGACCAGAUGUGAUUUGUUUUUAAAAAUAAGAUGAUGACAACGACAACCACAUGCAAAAAAAAAAAAAAAUUGGCAUCGGAUGAAAUGGAGAAAAAAAAAACUAAAGAAAGGGAAAAAAGCUGUAAAAAAAAAAUCUGGCACUUGUGGGGCCACCCCCCACCCGAGCUCCACAUGUGUGUGCUGCGCUCCUGGCUUUGGGGACCCUCGGGGCGUGGAUGUGCCCGUGCUGACCGUGUUAGUCUGUAGGCAUCGCACUCACCCCUCCCCUCGGGCAUCUGCACCCGUCCGCGUGCGCAUGGGCCCCACUUGCCAUGCUGACCUGGCUGUUGUGGUGUCAGGUGUCUUGGGAAGGGCUGGGGGCUGCCUCCUUUCCUGCUAGUCGUGCCUGAGAGUUGCUGCUGUCCCUGCUUUCCCUGCCGUCCCUCAUCCCGUGAAGGGCUGGGUGGGUGCCCCUCUAGCCAAGGACCUGCCUUUGCCCCAUGGAGCGAGUGGGAGAAGCCAGUCCUCAAGGUCACCAGAGAAGAGCUCCGGUUCUUGAGGGAGUGAAGCAUGGAGGUAACACACCCUGCCUCCAGGCCUCAUGCCUGGCAAGGGUUGGUUAAGGAGGCACGCAGUGCCAACCACCUAGCUAUGAAGAAAGGACUGGGCCAAGGAUGGCCUCCUUCCUGCUUGGGGCACUUGUCCCUUCCCCGCCACCAGCAGCAGAGCAACAGUGGCCCACCCCUGGCCUGGGCAGUUCCUUUCUGUGAGGUUGGCAGCAAACCCUCCCGAGGACUGAGGACCUGAAAUACUGGUUGGAUGCUGGGAGCAAGCCAGACUGCAUCUGGGGUUGGCCCAUUCAGCCUGGAGUCUGGGGGCUUGGGCUUGGUUGGAUGACACGGAAUGUGGUAAAGAAUGGCCGGAAGAUGGGGUUUAGGCUCCGGGCAGUGCAGGUCCGCAUGGGCGUCUGAUGAAGUAGGGGUGCUUUCCUAACCUGGCCUGGAGGGGAAGCCAGAGCCAGCCAGAGGCACAUGGAAGGACAGGCCAGGGCUUUGCCGUGCGUGGGAGACAGCCCAGAGAGAGGCGGGCUGCGGGUCGAGAUUUAUGGGUGUGGGCCCUAGACACCAGUGGGUGGAGGGAGGGUCCGUUAGGACAGUGUGCCGCCUGCAGGGCCCAGUGGUGCUCCUAGGUGCCAGCUGCUUAUUGUAGGUGGCCCUGGCCCUUGGUGAUCAGGAGAACCAUGCAAGGCUGGAAGCAUUGUGGAGCCAGGCUAGGGGGAAAGGUGAAGCCAGGCUGGGUGGGGGUGGUGAGGAGCUUUGAUUCGAAACAGUCCAAGGGCCUCCACCCCAGUGCUGCCCACUUUAAAUUCACAUCAUUUCCAACCAGGAUUUUCUUUGUCUUCUACUACAAAUCAAGCCAGGGGAGGGGCAUGAAGUGGGGAACGGGACACAGGAUCCUAAACUCCAAGGGGACUGUCCACCUACGACACUCAGUGGAUAUCACCUUUCAUCCACUGUGCCCGGGACAGCUGUCUCCUACCCAUGGACACAGGGUAAACACCUGCCAGGCUCCACUUGAGUGGCCCAAGGCCAUGGAGUGGCAGGGCUUGCCACGGACAGUGUGAGGCCCUGUGACCAGCCACCCUGGCAUCCUGGGGUCUUCCUUCCUCUCCCCACCCACCUUGUUAUCUCCACAAAGCUGCCUGUCUGGGAUUAUUUGGGGAUUCUUUUCUGGGGACAGUUCUUUUGCAUGACCCUCUAAAGAGCAGGCCACUCCUGCUCCGCUGGCUAGGUGUUCUCGGGUGGUGGUGUUGGCCGCUGGCCAGUGCUGCAGCGAGUCGCUGCCUGCAGUACGGGUGGCCCUCCCUCUUCUCUUUUUGCUGAGUUCCAUUGUCUUUUCUUUCUGAGCCUUGUAGGUGUACAAAACUUAUUCUUAUUUUGUUCUGUCUCGGGAAACUGCAAAUAAAAAAAAAAAGGACAAUCUGC
Molecule: messenger RNA, 4177 nt
Organism: Mesocricetus auratus (golden hamster)
Lineage: Eukaryota; Metazoa; Chordata; Mammalia; Rodentia; Cricetidae
Gene: Camk2b
Product: calcium/calmodulin dependent protein kinase II beta
Exons: 24
Coding region: 84-2084 (666 amino acids)
Biological process (GO): protein phosphorylation
Cellular component (GO): cytoplasm; neuron projection
Molecular function (GO): calcium/calmodulin-dependent protein kinase activity; ATP binding; calmodulin binding
Source: RefSeq, a predicted model, not a curated record